Messenger RNA from Toxoplasma gondii ME49, 1064 nucleotides. RefSeq lists its product as hypothetical. Bases 120 to 677 code for a protein of 185 amino acids. The record is from RefSeq and is a predicted model, not a curated record. NCBI's taxonomy places the organism in Eukaryota, Apicomplexa, Conoidasida, Eucoccidiorida, Sarcocystidae. The transcript has 4 exons.
AUGGAUGGUUAACGAAGGGAAAUGUCUACAGCCUGAACCCAUUUGACGGCGUUUCUCAGUUACAGAAAAAACGUUUCAUAGAUCAACCGUUAUCUGUCUUCUGCUGCAAGCUUGUCGCAAUGACCCAGCUAUUCCUGGCGGAUAUUUUCAUUUUUCAGUGUGGAAUUAUCCUCCUGGUUCUUGGCUCCAUGGCUUUGUUUGUGUGUUUAUUUCCACACAUUAUUCCGCUAGGUAUUGAAGAGAAAGAGCGGAAACACGGAGCCUGCAGCCCGCGAAGCGCCCUGGAUGUGUCCAAUGAUAGAAUGAUAGCUGACGUUAUUGUGGCUAAUGCUUUUCAACAAGAAAAUGAGUCCUACCUGAAAUGUGUCGGGCACAGCUCGGUCAAAAGGGUGGCAUCACACUUGCACGGUAUUGAUCGUGGGCAUCGAUCAAAAAAGCCGCCGUGGCGGCAGCAUGAUUCGAUCAGCUCAGAUGCAGGCUGGAUUCAAUCUUUCCCAUUACCUCCGAAUAGAAAUGAGGUAUCAAGUGUGACGCUGGAUUUCGGCAUGACCCGCCUGGUCGAGCAACCCGACGCUCGCUGGCGGUACGACACCAGCGCUAGAAAUGCACAGGACUUACAUGUUGAGAGGUCCGGUGGAAUCAGCCGGCACACAGCCCGGGAGCUGCGAGAUCGGUAGGCUGAUCCAGGCAUAACAGCCAGAAUGGCAAACCAGUGCGUCACCACGUUUUCAGGUCUCGAUUGGGCGGAUCCACCAUCACAAGCAGCAUGGUUUGCAUGGACUCCGACGGACAGAGACAGAAAUGCGUGACAUUCUUGCCACCUGAUUCCGAGGGCUUUUUAUCUUCAUCAGUGGACACGGGUGCGGGCAACAGAUCCCAUAGCCUCAGGUAUUUUAACGAAAGACAGCAGUUGCCAUCGUACAUCAGAAUGGAACGGGACAAAGUAAGGCCUCCAUCGCUACCACCAGCAGAAAACACAACCGGGGUUACAUCGCCUGCUCACCUUCCUCCGUUUGCCACACCUACCCGGGGAUCGAAGACGCCAAACUUGAGGCAGAUGAAGG